Messenger RNA from Prunus armeniaca (apricot), 588 nucleotides. NCBI's taxonomy places the organism in Eukaryota, Viridiplantae, Streptophyta, Magnoliopsida, Rosales, Rosaceae. The record is from the annotation of a GenBank genome assembly.
AUGUACUUCGAUGGCUCCAGUACCGAGACUAGAUCUGGGGCCGGGGUCGUGAUCGAGUCCCCCCAAGGACAAAGGUGGCAAUUUGCGUUCCAGCUUGAUUUCAAAUGCAUCAUCGGUUUUGAAAUUAUAAAAGAAAUGAAGGCGACCCGUGUCCUGGUCUACGGUGAUUCUCAGCUGGUAAUUAACCAACUGACCGGGGAAUACCAGUGCACGAGCGAGAAUUUAACCAUGUAUUAUGUAACGGCUCUCAAUACGGCCGACGAAUUUUCUAAGAUCUCCUUCAUCCACGUGUCGCAAGCCGAAAACCAUGAGGCCAAUGAGAUGGCCCAGGUAGCGUCAGGUGUGAACAUUUCGGACAGCGACCACGAUCGCUUGAUAAGAAUCGAGAAGCGUACCCUGCCAGCUUUGGCCGAGCGAGGAAUGACGAUGCAAGUAUCAUCGGCCGAAAUUACCGACGAGGUCGAAGUGGCCGAAACCGACUGGCGGUACCCCAUAGUAAGGUAUCUGCGUGAGCCCUCCGGCAACCAUGAAAGGACUACUCGUUUCCGAGCUCGGUGUUAUUUGAUUUAUCAGAACGAGCUGUAUUGA